Punctularia strigosozonata HHB-11173 SS5 is the source of this 3842-nucleotide messenger RNA. RefSeq lists its product as uncharacterized. The transcript is spliced from 9 exons. The coding region runs from base 155 to 2350 and encodes 731 amino acids. The record is from RefSeq and is a predicted model, not a curated record. NCBI's taxonomy places the organism in Eukaryota, Fungi, Basidiomycota, Agaricomycetes, Corticiales, Punctulariaceae.
GCAUGCACAUUCUCCUCCCGCUCACUGCACCCUCCAUCCUGCCCACACCCGCCACCCAGCCGCCCACCUCCGACGCUCGCCACUGCCACCACUUUCCGGGCCUCCUAGCUCUUAGGCUCCUUCUCUCCCCUACUAUCUUAUCCAACGCACGCAUAUGAGCACAUCAGAUCUACAUCUGGAUGCUCUCGAUAAUGAUUUAUGGAAGGAGUGGGAGCUCGUGGCACCCAACACUUGGUGGCGCACGCUCCCCGAGCUUGCGCACUGGGGCUUCCCCGGCACCCCGUACGAGCGCGCGUCGGCCACGUUCAUCGCGCAAGCCGCCAAGCCGCCUCACCGACGUGAAGAGCUGCUUUGCUGGUGUGGACAUGGACAAGCGUCGCCCGAAGGCCUGCCACCUCCGCCGGAUGUCACGGAGGCCGAAAUUUGCCUGAAAGAGGGACUGCCGGGCACCCGGUCCGUGGAGAGCGCGGUGCAGCUGUACGAAGAGCGCGUCGGGAUUGUGGGUAGGGCGGAGGAUCCGGAGUCGCAGCAAACGUCGUCGUCGUCCGCGAGCUCCGCGCCCGCGCUGCACCUAGACGACGCACCGAAGUCCGUCGAUCUCGAUCCUUCCUCUUCGUGCUGGCGAGCGCAGGUCGAAGCGCUCUUCGACGGCAUAGCAGCAGACCGUGAGCGUGAGCAUCAGCGCCGCUUCUCGUUGAGUCACCAUCCCUCAACUUCACCCUUUAUAGCUCCGAGCACCAGCACCAGCCGUAUCACCCUCACCGACCUCUUCAGCCCUCAUCCUCGCGACGCCUCCACGCCACGCCCACAACGCAUACGGUCAUACGCCCGUGUCGUCUCCCCCGAGCUCCCUCGCCGCAAGCCAAGCGGCAGUAGCUCUCCCUCGUCCUCCCCUUCUCCCGGCUCGAUCUUCUCUCCCACUGCUCUCGAUCUCUCACCGGCGACAACGACGACUUCGCUUUUUGGCUCGGACGACGUAUCCUCCCGCACGAGCGCGUUCAGCGCCUCACGCUCGCCGUCACCCAAGCCCAAGUCUCUUAGCCCACUCCCAUCGCGACCGGCCUCACCAGCGCCGACGCCCGUCACGCCCUCCAUCAAGACCCGUCUCCGCCGCGACGCAGAGGGAUUUUACGCCCCUGCCUCUCGUUCGCCGUCCGUGCGCAACGCCUCGCUCACGCGGCGCAGCAAAUCCCGCGGACGCGGCGGUCGUGCAACGACGCGUGAUAUGGUGGAGUCGAUGCAGCGGGAGCGUGCGCGUCAGAGUGAGCUCGAGGCGCUCUCGCGCAAGCUGGACCGCUUCCCGGAUCUGAGCAUGGUCCUGCUUGACCCAGACCGCCUGUCGACAACAACGGCCCACAGAGAGGACAACGCUGCGGAGAACGAGGGAGACAAGGACGCAGAGAACACCGAGAAGACACAGACUAAGGCUAAGGGAAAGGCGAAGGAGGAGGGCGGUCAGGACGGGGAGUACAGGAGCUGGCGCGAGCUUUCGGCGAACAUGAAGGACGUAUUUGGCGAUGCGAUGCCUGGUCCAGGAUUCGAUGACGAUGGGGACGAGCUCGAGGGAGACGAGGCGAAGGCGCACCACAUGACAACGCAAGAGCUUGUGUCGUCGCUGUUCCAGACGCCGCGCAGUUCGACUAUGCCUCUUCCGCCGAUGGACGAUACCAGCCCGAGCAGCGUGUCCUCUCGUCCGCGCGGCAUGUCGAUUCAGAGCGCCGCGUGCCCGCUAGCGUCAUCGCGCGGCCCUCGUCGCCUCCCGGAUCUGCAACAGGCGUCGAGCUCAACGUCAACCGCGCGCGGUGAGGGAUGGAUCGAAGGCCCACGAGAGGGUUGGCUGCUCGAGACCCAAGCCCGCCCUCACCAGCCAUCCGGUGCCCGCACGCACACUCCCCAGCCCACCGCCAACCCCUGCAUGCCGCAUCACCUUCCACAGCCGUCGCACGCGGUCGGACCGCGACACCAUCGUGCCAAAAGCAGCGGGGGCGGCUCCGUACUCAGCGGGCGCGUGCCGCUCAGCACGAAGACGCCCGUGCAGGCGGUCCCGACCCUGCCCCUCCCUCUGCCCGGGAUGGCGUAUCAAUCUUCGCCGCCGGCACCAUUCACCCCCGGACCUCAGUACGGAUACAUGCCCCCGCCACGAUACCCCUAUCCGCCGCCGCAACAACCUCACUUGGGGUAUCAGAUGCCGCCUCCGCCUCCUCCGGGGUAUCCGGUGAUGUAUCAGUACGCGCCGACAGGCAUUAUCGCGAUACCGGUUGGGCCGCAUGGGGGGCCAUCGCCAAUGAUGGCUAUACCGGUACCAGUACCGCCCAUUACCGGGGCCACUGGUAUCCGACAUGCGUCGUGAUAUCUCCGCUCCUUUGCUCGUUCAUGACUGUCUCUUGCUCCGGCUGCUUUCUCUGAUCCUCUUCUCUUUCGUAGCGACGUAGUCUUUUCUUGCUCCUCAUCAAACAAUAAGCUCAUAGCAUCAUCAAUCAUGACGUCUCUCUCUGUCGCUUUCCCUUUGGCAUACUAAAAACGUCACAUACACAUGCGUUCUUACUCUCUCGACCCUCUGCUGUUGUAGCCUCCCCUCUCUCUCCCUCGUCUCUCCUCUCUUCGUCUUCGCUCUCUUUCCGACGUAAUUAUUGGUUCGUUCCCUUGCGAAGUAUCGUCUCUUCCUCGAUUGGUUCUGGGGCACUCGUCCCGGUGAAAUUGCGUGCAUAACUCUUUUCCGUGGCUGCUCAUUGGACGCUGGCGAUGCCACGUUACAUACAUAUUUUUCAAUACAUACAUAGCCCGCCAGUCCCACUGCAAAUGAAACGUAUGUUCGAAACUGUCGGGUUGCGUACGUGUCGUGUAUUGUACAACGUUUGAUCAGGAGUGCGUACUUACGCGACGUGGUAUAAGGAUUGGUCCUCAGAGAGGAUGUCGAUCGGUUCGACACCCAGAACUAAAAGGCCGAGUUUAGGCUGCGGCGAGCAGGUUGCCGACCAGACUGUUGUUAUUAGCGUCACCCAGCUGGACGAGAACGAAGACGUUUCCGAUGGUAACGUUCUUGAUUGUUACGUCUCCGAGGGUGACGUUGAUGUUACCAACGGAGACGGAGAUGUUGCCGACGCUGACUCCGACGUCUCCCGUACCGACGGAGACGCUCCCACCCGACACCGUCGGUGCGGGUAGCGAGACAGACGGGACGCUCGCGGAGGGCGUGAUGGUCGUCACGGGGGAGGUAUCAGAAGGAGGUGUCGCCUAGCGUUUGUACUCCACACCGGCUGCAGCGUCGCCAAAGUGGCGUUUACGCGCCGUUGCGGUUCCGGUUGCGGCCGAGUCAGAAGCAGUUUGGCCUGGGGUCACUGUAGUGUCUGUUCCCGCUGCGCUCGUGCUCGUGGUAGAUCCGGACGAAGAGCUUGCGAUGGAUGAAGCGGUGCUCGAAAUAGGUGUCGUGACGGUUCCAGCUCCGGAGAAGGCCACCGAUACGAUCAGGGAGAUAUUCCCUAUGACAAAAUUCUCAACGUUGAUGUUCCCGGCUUGGACAGUAACAUUUCCGAUUGAUACGUUCACAUUGCCUACUCCAGCCUUGAUGGGCCGAUACCCGCUGUAACAUUUGGUGUCGAUAUAACGGGAUCAUCCCGCCUACGAAGCUGCCACUCGGAUGAUGGAUGUAAAUCUUUGUCGUCUUCUGGUGCCGCGUCUCGCUUGCACAUGUUCUGAUCCUCGCUGACGAAAAGACGGCGGAGCUGGAAGGAUUGCACCAGAGUCGAGACUACCAAGAGAGGGAACAGUUGUCUAGAAAUUGAGGGCACAAGCAUCUCGUUGUCGUAGAGGACGGUAUGCUAGCGGGAGAGAUUCUGAACACG